AAAUAAAGACGGACUGCUGUCAAGGGCCUCCAUAAGGGCAGGGUUUGAGGAAAAAGCUUGACUUUAUUUUCAAGAUAAAUGUGAUUGUUGUGAAAAGGGUGCGCUCUGGCUUGGAGCUGCGCGCUCAAAGUGUGAGAGAGCGUGUUUUUCUUAUUGGAGGAUUAUCACUCCGACAGACCAAUCAGCGAUCAGCAGGGUCUUUAUAAAUCCAGCCGCAACGCUGUACCGGCACAGUUGAUUCUUCUCAGACUCAAUACGCAGUAAACAUGUCUGGACGUGGAAAAGGCGCAGGCAAAGCCAGGGCUAAGGCCAAGAGUCGCUCCUCCAGGGCCGGCCUCCAGUUUCCCGUGGGCCGUGUGCACAGGCUGCUCAGGAAGGGCAACUACGCCGAGCGCGUUGGAGCCGGAGCCCCCGUGUACCUGGCCGCAGUGCUCGAGUACCUGACCGCUGAGAUCCUGGAGUUGGCCGGCAAUGCCGCCAGGGACAACAAGAAGACCCGUAUCAUCCCCCGUCACCUGCAGCUCGCCGUACGUAACGACGAGGAGCUGAACAAGUUGCUCGGAGGCGUCACUAUCGCCCAGGGUGGUGUGCUGCCCAACAUCCAGGCCGUGCUCCUGCCCAAGAAGACCGAGAAGGCCAAGUAAAGAAACCGCCCGACCCCAUCACACAACGGCUCUUUUAAGAGCCACCCACUCUCCACAAAGGGCACUAUAUCCUGUUUUCACUGCAGAAUAAUACACACUUAACGCCUUAUCAGUCUACUCUGUAGUUUCUGACUAAGAAGUAAAGUUGCUAAUUAAUUUGGUCGUUUGCAGCUCACGGAUAAAGACUUUUAAUGAGCUACUGCGUCAAAGUGUUAUUGUCGACCAAUAAAGUUUAAGUACUGUUUGUAUAUUACUCAAGCAUUUAAAGCGCGAAAAGAUGACUUAAAAUGCCAAUACCCCGUGUGUACCAACAGCAACACGUCACUCGUUCUUUAAAGUAACUCCUUAGAUCUCGCUUUAUUAAAGGCUUCUACAGUGGAAAAAACGCAUAGCACGCU
Boleophthalmus pectinirostris (great blue-spotted mudskipper) is the source of this 1042-nucleotide messenger RNA. RefSeq names its product histone H2A-like. Lineage: Eukaryota; Metazoa; Chordata; Actinopteri; Gobiiformes; Gobiidae. The record is from RefSeq and is a predicted model, not a curated record. Gene Ontology annotation, molecular function: structural constituent of chromatin; DNA binding; protein heterodimerization activity. Gene Ontology annotation, cellular component: nucleosome. The coding region runs from base 267 to 644 and encodes 125 amino acids. The transcript has a single exon.